Molecule: messenger RNA, 564 nt
Organism: Fraxinus pennsylvanica
Lineage: Eukaryota; Viridiplantae; Streptophyta; Magnoliopsida; Lamiales; Oleaceae
Source: the annotation of a GenBank genome assembly
AUGAGCUACGGCACCAUCCCCACCUCCUCCUCGUCGACCGGCAAUCCGGUGAACCUCGAGUAUAUCUCACGCGCCAAGGAACGCGUUAAGGCUGGCCUUGGCACGCGCCGCCCCUGGCGUGAGAUGUUCAAUUUCCGCUGCUUCAACCUCCCGUCCACAUCCGGCGCUUUCUCUCGGAUCAAAAAGAACUUAGCAUUCUUCCAAAUGAACUACGCAAUCAUUAUUCUGUUGAUUGUGUUCCUGAGUCUCCUCUGGCACCCGAUUUCGCUUAUUGUUUAUAUUGUAAUGAUGGCGAUAUGGCUCUUCCUCUACUUCCUCCGUGAUGCGCCACUGGUGAUCUUCGGCUGGCUAAUUACCGACCGUGUGAUACUUAUUGUGUUAUCGGUAGUUACGAUCAUUGUUCUGCUGCUGACUCGCGCCAUCACUAAUAUUCUGGUGUCGCUGUUGGUCGGAGUGGUAGUGGUUCUGAUUCACGCCGUCGUGAGAAAGACGGAUGAUCUCUAUGUCGAUGAGGAGGCUGCCGGCGGUUUGUUGACAUCUCCGCCCGGUGGUCCUUCUUCGUGA